UCUUAUCGCGUUUACUGAGUUUCCGACGCGGGGAUUUUUUUUUCACGAGGCAACGAUGACUUGGCGCUUCUUUCUUUACCGGUGAUUUAGAGAGCAUCGCCGUCGAGGCCAAACCUACAGUCGGUUUCUGAUUCUUACGUCAAGUGGGCGUGCACCGGGGUUUUCGGAGCAAGAAACUGUUCGUGAGGUUGCCGGCAUGCAGGCCAGCUUAAAUUUGAAGAUAUCUUAACUGGGUGGUUCAGGUCAACUUCUUCUUCUUUUCCUGCUUUUUAUUAGAACCGUAUUACAUUGUUGAGCAAUCAACCCGGCGGGUACAACACUUUGACAGACGUCAUGGACGGCAGACAGCAGCAGGAGAAGGCGAAGAAUCCGCGGGCGAAGGCCAACUGCUUCAGCGCUCUCACUUUUUCAUGGAUCCUGGGCACGUUCUGGGUCGGUUAUAAGCGUGACCUCGAGGUCGAAGAUCUAUACACUCCGUUGAAGGAGCACACGAGCGGUAUCCUCGGGGAGAAGAUAACGAAAGCAUGGGAGAACGAGAUUCAGAGACUGACCGCCAAGCGGGACUCGAAGAAGAGCAAGUCCAAGGGCCCGAAGGAAGACGAAGACGACGAUGAGCCGGUGCAUCCCAGUCUACUGCGGGUGCUGGUAAAGGUCUUUGGCGCCGAGACCCUGUUCUACGGCGUCGUCCUAGCCGUCCUCGAAAUAACGAUGAGGGUUGCCCAGCCAUUGUUUCUCGGACGUUUGCUGCGAUACUUCAGCGCGACGGACGGCGCCGACGUGUCGACGCUUGACGCCUACCUUUACGGUUUGGGGGUCGUGAUUUGUUCGGGGGCGAACAUAUUCAUCCUCCAUCCGUACAUGAUGGCGAUAUUGCACAUGGGAAUGAAAAUCCGGAUCGCUUGUUGCACCCUGAUAUACAGGAAGGCUCUGAAACUGUCGAAGACCGCCCUGGGCGAGACGACCAUCGGUCAGGCCGUGAAUCUGCUUUCUAACGACGUAAACAGAUUUGACGUCGCGAUCGUAUUCUUGAACUACCUAUGGAUCGCACCCCUGGAGACGAUCAUCAUCUCCUACUUCAUGUGGGCCGAAGUCGGAGUAUCCGCGAUUAUCGGCGUGGCGACGCUUCUCAUGUUCAUACCCCUCCAAGGAUAUUUGGCAAAGCGAUCGUCCGUCCUGAGGUUGCGAACGGCGAUAAAAACUGAUGAGAGAGUAAGGCUCACGAACGAAAUCAUAUCCGGAAUUCAAGCGAUAAAGAUGUACACAUGGGAGAAACCGUUCGGGGACUUAAUCCAGAAAGCUAGAAAACGAGAGAUAAAGGAAAUAAGGCUGAUGUCGUACGUCAGGGGUAUAACGAUGUCCUUCAUAAUUUUCAACACGAGACUAAGCCUUUUCAUAACCGUAGUUGCCUAUAUAUUAAUGGGCAAUGAUAUCACCGCGGAAAAAGUGUUCAUGCUAACAGCUUACUACAACAUCUUACGGCAAACUAUGACCGUCUAUUUUCCACAAGGAAUUACUCAAAGCGCCGAAGUCAUGGUUUCAGUCAAACGUCUCCAGACUUUCAUGAGAUACGACGAGGCGGUUGUAGUGAAGAUGCCCCAAUCCACGGACAAGUCUGAUGAGCUAGGCCAGGGGUCCAUCAAGAUCGACAACGUAUCAGCGAAGUGGUCGGAGAACUCGCCUGAAAAUACUCUUUCCAAUUUGAAUAUAAACGUGAAGCCCGGUCAGCUCGUAGCCAUUGUCGGGCAAGUGGGAUCCGGCAAAACGAGCCUCAUUCAUACGAUUCUGCGCGAGUUGCCACUCGACUCCGGCAGCGUCAAGGUCAACGGCAGUGUCGCCUACGCCAGUCAAGAGCCUUGGCUCUUCGGUGGUUCGGUCAGACAGAAUAUACUUUUUGGGCGUAAAAUGGAUCCGCGGCGAUACGACAAAGUGGUCAAGGUGUGCCAGCUCAAGCGGGACUUUACCCUCUUCCCCUACGGUGACAAGACGGUUGUUGGCGAGAGGGGGGUCAGUUUAUCCGGUGGUCAACGCGCGAGGAUAAACCUGGCUAGAGCAGUUUACGCGAACGUAGACAUAUACCUGAUGGACGAUCCGUUGAGUGCUGUUGACGCUCACGUGGGUAAGCACAUGUUCGACGAGUGCGUGGACGGAUACUUGAAACAAAAAACUCGCAUUCUUGUCACGCACCAGCUGCAGUACCUCAAAGACGUCGACCAGAUAAUUGUGCUGAAAGAUGGAGUCAUAUGGGGACAAGGGACAUACCAAGAGCUUCAGAAAUCCGGAUUGGACUUCGGCCAGGUACUGGAGCCGCCUGAGGAAAAUAAACCCGAACAACGACCGCUGAGUCGACUGAUCUCGCGGCACUCCAGCAUCUCCUCGGUAGAUUCGAUCGGCAUGGGGGACAUGAUAGAGCAGGACGCACCCCUGGAGGAGAUGGAGGUACGCAGCUCUGGUACAGUUGAUGGGAAGGUGUACGCGGCCUACCUCAAAGCUGCAGGCAACUGGUGCGCCAUAUCGGCAAUACUGUUCCUCUUCACCCUUAGUCAGGUUUUUGCGAGCGGUGGUGACUACUUCCUCUCCACGUGGGUUAACCUGGAAGAAGCAAACGCAGGGCUCAUGGACUGGGAUAGCUGGCUAAGCCGCGACCUCUGCAUAUACAUAUACACAGUUCUGGUCGUCGGGACGGUCAUAUUAACUCUCCUUCGGUCAUUCUCAUUCUACGGCAUGGCGAUGCGGGCUUCGAAACGCCUUCACGAUACGAUGUUCCGUGGCAUAAGUCACGCGACGAUGCGAUUCUUCAACACGAACUCGUCCGGUCGGAUAUUGAACCGUUUCUCGAAGGACAUGGGAGCGGUCGACGAACUCCUGCCCACGGCCAUGAUCGACUGCGUGCAGAUCGGAUUGGGGCUGAUCGGCGUCAUCGUUGUCGUCGCAAUAGCCAAUCCUUGGCUGCUAAUACCCACUGUCAUUAUCGGGUUCAUAUUUUACCUAUUCCGCAUAAUCUACAUGUCCACGAGCCGCAGUGUGAAACGACUCGAGGGUGUCACUCGUUCCCCGGUCUUCGCCCACCUGAACGCAACGCUCCAGGGACUGACGACAAUUCGGGCAUUCCAAGCCAGCGAAACACUCACGGCGGAGUUUGACCACCACCAGGACCUCCACUCCUCUGCCUGGUUCAUAUUUAUAGCCUCGGCCCGUGCCUUCGGCUUCUGGCUGGACAUCGUCUGCGUAAUAUACAUAGCUUUGGUCGUCUUCAGCUUCCUUGUCUUGCCUGACAUGCAGGGUUCGGCAGGCGGUAGCGUCGGCCUGGCCAUCACCCAGAGCAUCGGUCUCACGGGAAUGUUCCAGUGGGGCAUGCGGCAAAGCGCCGAGCUCGAAAAUCAGAUGACAUCCGUCGAGCGUAUCUGUGAGUACAGCGUCGUCGACCAAGAACCGCCGUUGGAGAGUACACCGGAAAACAAGCCUGACCCCAAGUGGCCCGCCCAUGGGAAGGUCGAGUUCAAGAAGCUUUCGAUGCGUUACGGGCCUAACGAGCCGGAUGUACUGAAGGACCUGGAUUUCGUCGUUUUGCCACGGGAGAAAAUCGGUAUCGUGGGCAGGACGGGCGCGGGAAAAUCCUCCUUGGUUUCGGCGCUCUUUCGAUUGGCUUAUGUGGAUGGCGACAUAGUAAUAGACAGCAUUGCGAGCAGUAAGCUCGGCCUGCACGACCUUCGAUCGAAGAUAAGCAUCAUCCCUCAGGAGCCAUUCCUCUUCUCCGGCUCUCUGAGGCGAAACUUGGACCCCUUCGACGAGUAUCCGGAUAGCAAUUUGUGGCAAGCGCUUGAAGAAGUCGAGCUCAAGGAGAUGGGCCUCGAGUCGAACAUCGCGGAGGGCGGCUCGAACCUCAGCGUUGGUCAGCGGCAAUUGGUAUGCCUGGCGAGAGCAAUCGUUCGCAAAAACCCCGUACUGAUACUCGAUGAAGCGACGGCUAACGUCGAUCCUCGUACCGACGAGCUUAUCCAAAAGACGAUUCGCAUCAAGUUCGCCAAUUGUACAGUACUCACCAUCGCUCAUCGCCUGAACACAGUAAUGGACAGUAACAAAGUUCUGGUCAUGGACGCUGGAUUUGUUGUGGAGUACGAUCAUCCGCACGUGCUGCUGCAAAAAGAGAAUGGAUACCUUCGCGGCAUGGUGGAACAGACGGGUAAAGCGAUGUCGGACACGCUCGGUAUGAUCGCCCAGAAAAACUACGACUCAUCAUCCGCGUAGUCCAGGAUUACAAUUAGCAACUAUACAUGUUCACCGUUUAAAAAACUUUUCGACAUAUUUAUU
This is a messenger RNA of Diprion similis, 4308 nucleotides long. RefSeq names its product probable multidrug resistance-associated protein lethal(2)03659. NCBI's taxonomy places the organism in Eukaryota, Metazoa, Arthropoda, Insecta, Hymenoptera, Diprionidae. The record is from RefSeq and is a predicted model, not a curated record. The transcript has 17 exons. Gene Ontology annotation, molecular function: ABC-type transporter activity; ATP binding; ATP hydrolysis activity. Gene Ontology annotation, cellular component: membrane. Gene Ontology annotation, biological process: transmembrane transport. The coding region runs from base 334 to 4245 and encodes 1303 amino acids.